Messenger RNA from Anastrepha obliqua, 770 nucleotides. Its product is annotated as low molecular weight phosphotyrosine protein phosphatase 1-like. The record is from RefSeq and is a predicted model, not a curated record. Gene Ontology annotation, cellular component: cytoplasm. NCBI's taxonomy places the organism in Eukaryota, Metazoa, Arthropoda, Insecta, Diptera, Tephritidae. Gene Ontology annotation, biological process: protein dephosphorylation. Gene Ontology annotation, molecular function: acid phosphatase activity; non-membrane spanning protein tyrosine phosphatase activity. Bases 115 to 591 code for a protein of 158 amino acids. The transcript has 3 exons.
ACUGAAGCAGACUGCAGACAACGUCUAUUAAACGAUUUCUGCCGACUAAAGUAAACACAUAACAAUCAUUUAAAUUUCAUUUAAAGCUUUAACAUUAAAAAUAAAUAGCGGAAAAUGGUCAAGAAAAUUCUAAUGGUUUGCUUAGGUAAUAUUUGCCGGUCACCUAUUGCCGAGGCGGUUAUGAUUGACACAAUCGAAAAAGCCGGUGCAUCCGGCCAAUGGAAAGUGGAUUCAGCGGCAAUCGGCGAUUGGCACCGUGGCAAUCCGCCCGAUCAUCGAGCGCUGAGCACAAUGGAGAAACAUAAUUUACCUUAUACUAAUCGAGCACGUCAAAUAAAGAAUCAAGAUUUCCUUGAAUUCGAUUACAUAUUCGGCAUGGAUGAGGAGAAUAUGGGUGACUUGCGGUCUUUAGCACCAUCCGAUGCAAAGGCCAAAUUGCUAAUGCUGGGGAAUUUCGGACUGGAUAAGAGCGAUCGCAUCAUCGUGGACCCGUACUAUCAACGUGGUGAUGCUGGCUUCGAGAAAGCUUACCAACAGUGUGUGAAAGCCUGUGCAGCCUUCUUCGAAGAUGCUGUGGCGGGUAAGGUUUAAGAAAGAAUAAAAGCUUCUAGUCUCACCGAAUUUUAAAGUUACCGUGAAAUUAAUUGUGAAAUUAUCACAAUCAGCUGAUACUAGUAAUAUAUGUAUGUGCAUAUGUACAUAGCAAAUGAAUGCAUGAGUACAAGUAAAAUAAAUGUUUAUGUUUUCUAAAAACAAAAAAUAAUCAAAAA